UCCUUCUUUCGGCUCUCAGCUCUCACUCCGCGACAAACUCGGUCCCGCCGUCAGGCCUCCCGCUCGCUGCGGCUCGUCACCUCCGGGGGUCCCAGCCUUCACGGGCCGGGGCCACCGCCGCCGCAGGACGGGGAGGCGGGCCAUGGCGUCCUGCGUGGGGAGCAGGACCCUGAGCAAAGAUGAUGUGAACUACAAGAUGCAUUUCCGGAUGAUCAACGAGCAGCAAGUGGAAGACAUCACCAUCGACUUCUUCUACCGGCCACACACCAUCACUCUGCUCAGCUUCACCAUCGUCAGCCUCAUGUACUUCGCCUUUACCAGGGAUGACUCUGUCCCCGAAGACAACAUCUGGAGGGGCAUCCUCUCUGUUAUCUUCUUCUUCCUCAUCAUCAGUGUGUUAGCCUUCCCCAAUGGUCCGUUUACUCGACCCCAUCCAGCCUUGUGGCGAAUGGUUUUUGGACUCAGCGUGCUCUACUUCCUGUUCCUGGUCUUCCUCCUCUUCCUGAACUUCGAGCAGGUGAAGUCCCUGAUGUACUGGCUGGAUCCAAACCUCCGCUACGCCACGCGGGAGGCGGACGUCAUGGAGUACGCUGUGAACUGCCACGUCAUCACCUGGGAGAGGAUUCUCAGCCACUUUGAUAUAUUUGCGUUUGGACACUUCUGGGGCUGGGCCAUGAAGGCCUUGCUGAUCCGCAGUUAUGGGCUCUGCUGGACCAUCAGCAUCACCUGGGAGCUGACUGAGCUGUUCUUCAUGCAUCUGCUGCCCAACUUUGCCGAGUGCUGGUGGGACCAGGUCAUCCUGGACAUUCUGUUGUGCAACGGUGGUGGCAUCUGGCUCGGCAUGGUCGUCUGCCGGUUUCUGGAGAUGAGGACCUACCACUGGGCAAGCUUCAAGGACAUCCACACCACCACCGGCAAAAUCAAAAGAGCUGUGCUGCAGUUCACCCCUGCGAGCUGGACCUACGUUCGCUGGUUCGACCCCAAGUCUUCCUUUCAGCGAGUGGCUGGGAUAUACCUUUUCAUGAUCAUCUGGCAGCUGACUGAGUUGAAUACCUUCUUCUUGAAACAUAUCUUUGUGUUCCAAGCCAGUCACCCGUUAAGUUGGUGUAGAAUUCUCUUUAUUGGUAUAAUCACGGCUCCCACAGUGAGACAGUACUACGCCUACCUCACCGACACGCAGUGCAAACGCGUGGGGACACAGUGCUGGGUGUUUGGGGUCAUCGGUUUCCUGGAAGCCAUUGUUUGCAUAAAAUUUGGACAAGAUCUCUUCUCUAAAACCCAGAUACUCUAUGUUAUGCUUUGGCUUCUUUGCGUGGCUUUCACCACCUUCCUGUGUCUGUACGGCAUGGUGUGGUAUGCAGAGCACUGCGGUCACCGAGGAAAGACCUACUCCGAGUGCGAAGAUGGCACCUACAGCCCAGACAUUUCCUGGCCUCACGGGAAAGGCACAAAAGGUUCUGAAGACAGCCCACCCAAGCAUCCAGGCAACAACGAAAGCCAUUCUUCCAGAAGAAGGAAUCGACAUUCCAAGUCAAAAGUCACCAACGGAGUUGGAAAGAAAUGAAAGACCCUGGUUAAUCAAAGAUGUUCCAGAGAGUGCCUAGAACUGAGAGGGAAGCGGAAUCAUUUGGACCUCCCUGCUAGGAGGUCAAAACAUACAGCGCAAACAGGAAGAGGAGAGGGGACUUUGGGGGGGGUGUCAUUAUUUGAGAGUGUAAGUCUUGUUUCCCGCAGACACGGCCACAUCAGGCAGACCGCUGCCUGGGGUCCUUUGCCAGUGUGGGGUCUCUUCACGUCAGCGCUUGGCCUGCGGUCACUAGUAGCAAGCAGUACAGUGUGUUCGAGGGAGAGGGUAGCUAUUUACUCACAGUUGCCAAGAGCAGCUUUGUGCUUGCAAGUAUUGUGGAUACAGGUUACACAUCUUCAUUCAGACAGGGCAUUAACUGCACAGUUAAUGGACUGGUCGCCAGUUUUAUUAUUUUUUAAAUGAAUCUGCCUUUCCAUUUAAUUGGUUUACAUUCAGGCCACUUUUCUGUCUUUUAUUUUGUUGUGACUUGUUUUUAGGUUAGGAUUCUUAAAAAACCUUCAGAAGCCAUUGCUGAAACUGAACUUGGAGGGCUCCUCUCUCCCCUAGAAAAGGGAAAGGGAGAGCUUUUGUGUUACUCUUUAGCAAACCUCAUCCCCCUCUUAGGACCUCAAACCGCACAGCAGGUGUAAACCAGUCUGAGGAACGGUUAGCUCCCCACACAGGAUCCUGGGCUGCAGAGCAGAACCCUUUUUGGACCAUUCCGACUGUCACUGUCCACACCAACCCGCGUGCACAGAAGUGGACCUGCCCGAGAGGCAGCCUGCGCCGCGGCCUGUCCUGCAGCCGGUGCCUUGUACCUUUUGUUUGUUUCCUGCCCACGGUGACCCGCCGCCAUUGUCUCUUACCCCCGUGUGAGGUGCUGGUGAGUAUUGCCUUCCAUCCAUGCCGUGCUCCAGAGUGUCUGCCCUGAUCGUCCGUCGCCUCUGAUGGCUCCCUGUUUUAAAUAAAACCAUUCACGUUAACGCCUGUCAAA
This is a messenger RNA of Phyllostomus discolor (pale spear-nosed bat), 2561 nucleotides long. It is a transcript of the gene PTDSS1, whose product is annotated as phosphatidylserine synthase 1. Lineage: Eukaryota; Metazoa; Chordata; Mammalia; Chiroptera; Phyllostomidae. The transcript is spliced from 13 exons. Gene Ontology annotation, molecular function: L-serine-phosphatidylethanolamine phosphatidyltransferase activity. Bases 143 to 1564 code for a protein of 473 amino acids. The record is from RefSeq and is a predicted model, not a curated record. Gene Ontology annotation, biological process: phosphatidylserine biosynthetic process.